Lasiosphaeria miniovina is the source of this 432-nucleotide messenger RNA. RefSeq lists its product as uncharacterized. NCBI's taxonomy places the organism in Eukaryota, Fungi, Ascomycota, Sordariomycetes, Sordariales, Lasiosphaeriaceae. The annotation marks the transcript as partial. Gene Ontology annotation, molecular function: oxidoreductase activity. The transcript has 3 exons. The record is from RefSeq and is a predicted model, not a curated record.
CAGACUCCCAGAUCUGUCGUUCAUCGAAUCCGAUUGCAGCUUCGAGGGGACGCUCCGUUCCUCUUAAAAGGACGGGUCCGCAUCAUCAACGCAUGGCGUCCUUUGCGGCAUACCGUUCAAGAGUGGCCACUUGCUCUCUGCGAGUCGAGUUUGAUGUCGCAACAAGACCUUGUGGAAUGUGACCACGCUCGGCGGAGGUUCAAAGGGUGCGCUUUUUACGCGUACUACAACCCUGAUCAUAAAUGGCACUAUCUGUCAAGGCAGAAACCGGAGGAGGUUAUGUUUUUGAAGAUCUUUGACUCGGAUCCCUUAGUUAGAGCUACGAAUUGUCCUCAUACAUCUUUCCAACACCUAGAUAGCCCUAAGGACUGUCCCCCUCGCGAGAGUAUCGAGGUCCGCGCACUAAUAUUUAACUACCCGACUGAUAAAUAA